AUGUCGGCUUUGCCUACGUCUAGACCUGAGAAGGGACUAGAGAAGGGACUUCGUAAUGGAUUUGAGAAGAGACUUGAGAAGCGACUUGAGAAGCGACUUGAGAAUGGCCUUGAGAGGGGACUUGAGAAGGGAUUUAGUAAUAGACUUGAAAAUGGACUUGAGAACAGACUUGAGAGGGGACUUAAGAAGGGGCUUGAAUCUAAACACUUGAAUAUAUAA
Penicillium verhagenii is the source of this 219-nucleotide messenger RNA. RefSeq lists its product as uncharacterized. The record is from RefSeq and is a predicted model, not a curated record. The coding region runs from base 1 to 219 and encodes 72 amino acids. Lineage: Eukaryota; Fungi; Ascomycota; Eurotiomycetes; Eurotiales; Aspergillaceae. The transcript has a single exon.